Molecule: messenger RNA, 1862 nt
Organism: Sinocyclocheilus anshuiensis
Lineage: Eukaryota; Metazoa; Chordata; Actinopteri; Cypriniformes; Cyprinidae
Gene: ckmt2b
Product: creatine kinase, mitochondrial 2b (sarcomeric)
Exons: 5
Coding region: 190-888 (232 amino acids)
Biological process (GO): phosphocreatine biosynthetic process
Cellular component (GO): mitochondrion
Molecular function (GO): creatine kinase activity
Source: RefSeq, a predicted model, not a curated record
AGAACUCAAGGACACAGAGACGUGGUGUCAUGCUGACAGAUGAAAUAGGAUUGACUGGAGAGAUGAGCUCUUAUUUUAAGCACAGGCCCAGUGAGGUCUCACUCUACAGGGAACAGUCUGCUGUACUGAAGCGUGAGACCCCUUCAGUCCUACAGUUAAAGUUGAUGAGUGGCUGAUCGAGUGGUGAGGAUGGCAAGCAUGUUCACUCGAGUGCUGUCUGGACGCAACACGGCUGUGAUCAUGGCCGGCCUGGGUGCGGGUACCCUGGUAUCCAGCUAUAUCAUGAUGAUUGAGUCAGGAGUCUCUGCUGGGGAGAAAAAGAAGCUGUACCCACCCAGUGCUGACUACCCAGACCUGCGCAAACACAACAACUGCUUGGCUUCUGCCUUGACUCCUGCUAUUUAUGGCCAGCUGAGGGACAAGCUGACCCCCAAUAACUGGAGUCUUGACCAAUGCAUUCAGACUGGAGUGGACAACCCUGGUCAUCCCUUCAUCAAGACUGUGGGUAUGGUGGCUGGUGAUGAGGAGAGCUAUGAGGUUUUUGCUGAAAUCUUUAACCCAGUCAUUAAGGACAGGCACAAUGGCUAUGACCCUACAACCAUGAAGCACCCAACAGACCUGGACAGCUCAAAGAUCACCUCCAGGAUGUUUGAUGAGAACUAUGUGCUGUCAUCACGUGUGCGCACGGGCCGCAGUAUUCGUGGGCUCAGUCUGCUUCCCGCCUGCACUCGUGCUGAACGCCGUGAGGUGGAGCGUGUGGUGGUCCAGGGUCUUUCUGGUCUGAAGGAUGAUCUGGCGGGCAAAUACUACAGCCUGACAGAGAUGACUGAGCAACAGCAGCAGCAGCUGAUUGAUGUAAGUACACACCAGAAACACAUUUCAGCAUAAGCUCACUGUAGGCAAAUUACUAUGGAAGCAGACACAAAUAUGUCAGUUGCGUUUAUCCAGUUUUUCCCGGUUUUCAAACUUCACAGACCUCCAGACCAGAUAUAAAAUCAUACUAAUUAAAAACGUUAUCUUAUAUAAUGAUUUUUCUAUAUUUUAUAUCUUAUCUGCAGAUCACCUGCAGUACCUCCACAAACCUUGAGAGGUCCCUGUUUAAAAAUCUUGGCAGUAUGUCAUUCUCACAUUCACAGUAAAAGACAAUAUAGCAAUAAAGCAAAUAUUAAAGCUUAAAAUUAGCAAACAGAACAAAGCGAAGAGUGAACAUUAGCAUUAUGUGUGGUCACAGAACCUCAAUUAUAUAUCAUACUGUCAUCAUCAUGCUGAAAAGAUAAUGUUUGACCAGCAUGAAUUUCCGUGAUAAUUUAUAUUAGUGCUAGUUUGAUGCUUUACAGCACUGCAGUGAUGAUAGUUUUUUGUAGGCUAACCAGGAAGUUAGGAAGUAGGAUUUUUACAUUGACGUUUGGAUUAUUGCAAAACAAGCUCUGUGACUAAAGUUUAUGAUUUUUACCCUUUUUUCAUCAUUAUAUCCUGAACAAAUGAACACAACAUUAAAAAGCUAAACGUAAUCUAUAAACAAAGUACACCACAGUCACAUGACUUUAACGUCAUCAUCAGUUCUGAACUUCUGACAACUCUUUCAGUCUUUAUUUAAAAACUUUGAAAGUUUCUUUGAAAGUUUGAGUCUGAAUAGUUUACUAAAGUGUGGUUAUAAGCACAAUGAGACUGAGUUUAGAGUUUACUUUAAAAGAAACUUAAAACUUAACACUUCAGAAACUUAAAACUUUUUUCAGUAUUACUGAUGGAUUUUAAGAUAUUGAAUAAAACGUGAAGAUAUUUUGAGCUUGUGUUUAACCACAGACUUUAUUUCAGGCUUUUAAACCCAUUCAAAAAACCCAUUGACCUUAGAAUUAUGGAAC